AUGUUUGUGGUUGAACACUUCAUCAUCGGCGUCAACACCAUCACCAUCAACCUAGUUAUGUCGACGAGGCCAAAGGGAAAAGAAGAGGAACUUGAUGGGAAGCAGUCACAAGGGUGGUUCUGUGGUGCUCGUGGAUCGUUGCUUCUUCUUCUCCGGGGAAUUCAUGGGUGUUUGUUUCUUGUGUUCUUGACUGGGAACGAAUGCAGAUGUGUGUUGACGAUUCAACCGGCGUUUGUUUUUGUCGUUGAUGGUAGUUCAAGUGAGGAUGAACUUCAAGCACUUAAGAAUGAGUUGUUGUUGAUUGUUGCACAGUUGCCAGAAAAUGCCAUGGUGGGGCUGAUUGUUUUUGAUUCAAUGGUGAGGGUGUAUGAUCUUGGGUUUACUGAGUGUUUACAGGUGGUUGUCUUACAUGGUGAAUGCAAGCCUUCUUAUAGCCAGGUUUUGAAGAGGCUAACAUUGAUGUAG
This is a messenger RNA of Lactuca saligna, 465 nucleotides long. NCBI's taxonomy places the organism in Eukaryota, Viridiplantae, Streptophyta, Magnoliopsida, Asterales, Asteraceae. The record is from the annotation of a GenBank genome assembly.